CUGGCGGUGGCUGCGCCGCAUCCGACUGGUGGGCGCGGGACCUGGGUGGGCACCGGAGCCUGUCAUCCCUGAGGGGUCGGCGGGGUGCGGGCGGCGAUGCACCGCUGUCCCUCGCCCAAGGGCCGCGCCGGGCUCUUGUUCCCCGCCCCGCGGCCCCGCCCCUUGCCCCACCCCAGACGGGAGACUUAACCCGGGCCGCAGCGCAGCGGCCGCAGCAACAUCACUCUCGCCGCCGCUGUUCCGCCCCAUCCCCUUCUGUUUUUCUCUCAUUCUUCUGUUGCGGCGGCGGGGAAGACGAAGGAGAGGCAACAGCAGCCAGCCUUGGCUGCAAUGAAUGAUCCCCCACCCGGAAGGGAGGACUCCAGACUGUGCCCAGAAAGCCGUGGAGAGCUGUGGAGGCCUGGACUGCAGCAGUCUCGGGGCCAACUCCCUGCAUCCCCACCCUGGUAGGCUGCAUGCGGAUUGAAGAGCGGUGCCUGAGGGCUGGGCCAGCCCGACUGAUCCCGACCUAGGAGUAGGGCAGGAGGACCGCCCAGGCUGCAGAGCGGCCCACCUGGAAGGACAGAGGUGCAAGAUGGCCAGUAAGACCAAGGCCAGCGAGGCCCUGAAGGUGGUGGCCCGGUGCCGCCCCCUCAGUAGGAAGGAGGAGGCUGCUGGUCAUGAGCAGAUUCUGACCAUGGACGUGAAACUGGGCCAGGUGACUCUGCGAAACCCCCGCGCGGCACCCGGGGAGCUGCCCAAGACCUUCACUUUUGAUGCUGUGUAUGAUGCUAGCUCCAAGCAGGCCGACCUGUAUGACGAAACGGUGAGGCCCCUGAUAGACUCAGUGCUUCAGGGUUUCAACGGCACCGUAUUUGCCUAUGGCCAGACUGGCACUGGCAAGACCUACACCAUGCAGGGGACCUGGGUGGAGCCAGAGCUCCGCGGGGUUAUCCCGAAUGCCUUUGAGCACAUCUUCACCCACAUCUCCCGCUCCCAGAACCAGCAGUACCUGGUUCGUGCUUCCUACUUGGAGAUCUACCAGGAGGAGAUCCGAGACCUGCUAUCCAAGGAGCCAGGCAAGAGGCUAGAGCUGAAGGAGAAUCCUGAAACAGGGGUCUACAUCAAGGACCUCUCUUCCUUUGUCACCAAGAACGUCAAGGAGAUUGAGCAUGUGAUGAAUCUGGGGAACCAAGCCCGAGCAGUGGGCAGCACCCACAUGAAUGAGGUCAGCUCUCGGUCCCAUGCCAUCUUUGUUAUCACAGUGGAGUGCAGUGAGCGUGGCUCUGAUGGCCAGGACCAUAUCCGAGUAGGCAAGCUCAACCUGGUAGACCUGGCCGGCAGUGAGAGGCAGAACAAGGCAGGUCCCAACGCAGCUGGAGGGCCAGCCACACAGCCAACAGCUGGUGGUGGGAGUGGAAGUGGCAACGCUAGUGGGUCUGCCAGCAGCGGAGAGAGGCCUAAGGAAGCUUCUAAAAUCAAUCUCUCGCUGUCCGCCCUGGGCAAUGUGAUUGCUGCUCUGGCUGGCAACAGGAGCACCCACAUCCCCUACAGGGACUCCAAGCUGACCCGGCUGCUCCAAGACUCACUGGGGGGCAAUGCCAAGACCAUCAUGGUGGCCACACUGGGUCCAGCUUCUCACAGCUACGACGAGAGCCUCUCUACCCUGCGCUUUGCCAACCGAGCCAAGAACAUCAAGAACAAACCGCGGGUGAACGAGGACCCCAAGGACACGCUGCUGAGGGAAUUCCAGGAAGAGAUCGCUCGCUUGAAGGCCCAGCUGGAGAAGAAGGGGAUGCUGGGCAAGCGACCUCGGAGAAAGAGCAGUCGUAGAAAGAAGGCCGUGUCUGCCCCGGCCGGCUAUCCAGAGGGGUCCGUGAUUGAGGCUUGGGUGGCGGAAGAGGAAGAUGAUAACAACAACAAUCACCGCCCACCCCAGCCCAUCCUGGAGGCAGCUUUGGAGAAGAACAUGGAGAAUUACCUGCAGGAACAGAAGGAACGGCUGGAGGAGGAGAAGGCUGCCAUCCAGGAUGACCGCAGCCUUGUGAGUGAGGAGAAGCAGAAGCUUCUAGAAGAGAAGGAGAAGAUGCUGGAGGAUCUACGGCGGGAGCAGCAGGCUACAGAGCUGCUUGCAGCCAAGUACAAGGCCAUGGAAAGCAAGCUACUCAUUGGGGGGCGGAACAUCAUGGAUCACACCAACGAGCAACAGAAGAUGUUGGAACUGAAGCGACAGGAGAUUGCAGAACAGAAACGCCGUGAACGGGAAAUGCAGCAGGAGAUGCUGCUCCGCGAUGAAGAGACCAUGGAGCUACGUGGUACCUACUCAUCCCUGCAGCAGGAAGUGGAAGUUAAAACCAAGAAACUCAAGAAGCUCUAUGCCAAGCUACAGGCAGUGAAGGCCGAGAUCCAGGACCAACACGAGGAGUACAUUCGCGUGCGGCAGGACCUGGAGGAGGCGCAGAAUGAGCAGACCCGGGAACUAAAGCUCAAGUACCUCAUCAUUGAGAACUUCAUCCCCCCUGAGGAGAAGAACAAGAUCAUGAACCGCCUUUUCCUGGACUGUGAGGAGGAGCAGUGGAGGUUCCAGCCACUGGUGCCAGCUGGAGUGAAUAACAGCCAAAUGAAGAAGCGUCCAACUUCUGCAGUGGGCUACAAGAGACCUAUCAGCCAGUAUGCUCGGGUUGCCAUGGCAAUGGGGUCCCAUCCCAGAUACAGAGCUGAAAAUAUAAUGUUUUUGGAACUGGAUGUGUCCCCACCGGCUAUCUUUGAGAUGGAGUUUUCUCAUGACCAAGAACAAGACCCACGGGUACUACACAUGGAGAGGCUCAUGAGGUUGGACAGCUUUCUGGAAAGACCGUCCACAACUAAAGUGCGAAAGUCGAGAUCCUGGUGCCAGAGUCCUCAGCGGAUGCCUCCACCCUCCACAGCUCAUGCCUCCGUGACCUCUGUUCCUCUGCACCCUGCAACAGUGGUAGACCAUGACUGAUACCCCCCAGUCAGGCUGCCCAUCCCUGGUUCAUCCCAUCUGAUGCUUGGUGCGUGUGUGUUUGUGUGUGUGGUAUGUAUGCAUGUGUGUGUGUGUGAACUAGUGUGUGUACCAGUGUGUGUGAAGGGGCAAGAAACUGUCAGGUGGUGUCUCUGCCUGUUCUCUGUGCCUCCUUUAUUUAAUUCAUGUUAUUUAUUCAUGGAGCUUGGUUAGUGAGAAGAGAUCCCCUUGCUUGAGAUGCCUGGUCCUGCCAUGGUCACAGCAUAGCCUCCUGUUCUCUUGACUAGGGAGAGACCUUAGGCAGGCCCCGAGCUCCUUAUGUCAGCUGCCCCUGAGAGGGAAGAUGGCUAGUGCCUGAGAAGACAGUGCUUCCUUUACCCAUCCAAGUCCACAGUUUCCAUCUUCUUGUGUGAUGGUGAGCAGCCGUGGAUGCUUUCUGGCACAGGGAGACUGCUGGUGUCCUCUGAGGGUGAGAGGUGUCCUAAUGGUGUUGGGCUUGCACUCCCAGUGGACUGAGCUGUGCUCGAUUCUUUCUGGGCCCUAGACUCUUCCAGCCUCCAGGGCUCUUCCCCAAGGACUUUCAGUAGCCCAAGACUCAUCCCAGGCUUUCCAGCCUUGGCAGGAACUUGUGGCUUCCCCAACUCCACUUCAUUGCCAGCCCUCUCUGCCCUUGGAUUGGGAAUUGUCAACCAAACAGUUGUUGCCACCACGAGACCUGCAGAAAAUGGAACAGUGUGGAGAACACAUGGCCUGCCGUCAGGGACAAUCUUUCUUCAGUGCCCUCCCUUCUCCAAGAAGCUCCUUUGGAGAACAAACCAUCAGGCCACCUCUCCUCCAGUGAGAUGUGGCUCCUUCCUGCGCUCAUCACUGUUCCCUGAAGCUGUCAGGUCUCCGUCCACAGCGGAGAGAACCAGUGCUCUUCUCCCCUUACUGAAUGCAGAUGACAAAAUCCUUUGCUUUGUGCCUCCAGCUAAGACAAGAAACAAACCCAGGCCCAAUUUUUGCCAGAUUUACCUUUUACCCCUAUUUCUUAGUCACAUCUUGGGGGAGGGGGCACUAUUUUGUUGAAAAAUCAAUCCAUUCUUUACUACUUGUGUGACUUGGUCCUUCCUCACCUUCCUUUGUGACCACCCCAAAUGUCUCCGGGUAUUGCAAGUGAUAAGUAAAUUUCUAUUUUAAAAAGUUAAUUUUCAUUGACCUUUAUUUUUUACAUGCAAGAUAAAACAUAUUUUUUUAAGAUUUAUUUUUAUUAUUUUUAAACCAUGUGUGUCUACAUACAUGAGUGCAAAGGCCAGAGGCAUGGACCCCCUGGAGCUGGAGUCACCUGACCUGAGUGCUGGGACUUGAACUCAGGUCCUUCUGGAGGAGCAAUGUGCUCUAACUGCUGAGCCACGUCUGGCUGCUUCCUCUUCUUUUUCUUUUUCUUUUUUUUAAGAUGUGGUCCUGGCUUGCUACUAGUAUUCACUUACUCUGUGGCCCACCUUGCCUCAAAAUUGAGGUAUUCCUGCCUCAGCUUCCCAGGUGCUGGGGUUAUAGACGUGAGCUAUGAUGCCCAGUCUUUAUUUUUAAAAUGUUUUUGUGUAUAUGUAUAUAUGCAAUUCCACAAAAAUUGUUUAGAGUCACUCAGGUUGAGGUAGAAGAAUUGCCAGUGAUGAUAGCUCAUUCUAUAAACUGAAACCUUGUUUAAAAAAUUUUUUCAAAGCGGGAGAGAAGGUUCAGUGGUUAAUAGCACUUGCUGCUGUUCCAGAGGGACCCAAGGUGGGUUUCCAGCAUCCACACCAGGCGGCUCCAGGGGAUCUGGAACUCUCCUAUGGCCUUUGCAUGACCUGUGCACACGUGAACAUACCCUCCUACAGAUACAGACACACAUAUAACUAAAGAUGAAAUAAGUUUCUUAUAGUUGGGUUUGAUCGGAGUCUGGUGCAUGCACACCUUUACUCCCAGCACCUGGGAGACAGAGGUAGGUAGACCAGGAGUUCAAAGUCUCCCUUGACUCCAUAGCAAAAAAGAGAAAAUAAAUAAUAAAUUUAAAAGUUUACAUUAAAACUAUCCAGUUCUAGCUGUUCUACAACUAACUUGGAUUCCUUCCCUAAUUGUGUUUCUGAUAUGCCUCUAAGGAAAAAAAAGAUCUAUAACCCUCUAUUUCUGCUGUUUUGUGUUGCUUUGUUUUAUUCUGAGACAGGGUCUCUCUGUCUGUAGCCCUGGCUGGCCUGGAACACACUGUGUAGACCAGCAUGGAUGAAGCUUACAGCUACUUUCCUGCCUCUGCCUCUAGAGUGCAGAGAUUACAGGUAUGUAACACCAUGCCUAGCCCAAUGUUGAAUCUUUUCCAAGUCCUGGAGCUAUGCAGAAGCACACAGUUUGUUGUAUAAGGAAUUGUAAUUUCUGCUGUCAACACUUAACAAUUCACUACUUAAUUAUUAUUUAUUGAGUAUAAAAUUAGGUUGAAAAAUUAAGAAAUUCUCUUAGUACUAAAAAUCAUACUGCCAAAUAUGUUGACUUAUUUUCAAUAUGCAUACUUUGGUGGGUGGUAGUGGGUAAAUUUGGGGAGAGAAAACAGGGAGUUAGGAUUUCCAGUGCCCUAAUGUUGGGAGUCUCCUUCCCUGGCUUAUGAGCAGGUCUGUUACUUAUGUAAGACAUGAAGCUGACAGAUCUGCCAGAAGUUCUGUGUGGCAAAGGGCAGCAGGCCCUUCUCGUCCUUUGGGAAAUGAGUCCCUCUUGCACCAUUCAAGGUCCUGUCUGAGCAUCACUUGCUUUGACUCCACUGUUGUGCUCUCUACUGCUCCACUGGACUGAAUGGCUGAGCCUUGCGGCUGCCUGCCCUUCAAGGGAAUCCUAGGUUUCUGUCAGAACCCUGUGAUUGAUACUCAGGAUUCAAAUCAGAGGAAUGGCUUUCUCUGGAACAGGAGCUGUGUGUAGAAAUCUCCUGAUGUGAACUGGGCAUUGAGGGACCUCCCCCUGACCUCUCUGUCAUUUGUAGAUGAAGCUGCAUGAGUCACCCCAUUCAUCACUUGGACACACUGACUCCACAUUGUCUGGUCCACUAACCUCACAGUCUUAUAGCACAAUAUACCCCACUUCAGCACCGCAGCCAAAGGCUGGGCCCAAGGUGUGGUCAGAAGAGGUGCUCCUGCCUGUGGUAUUAUAUGUGUGUGUUUAUGUGUGUGUGUUUAUGUUUACCUGUACAGGGGGCACUGCACUCAAUGUAAGAUACCCUGGAGACAGGACUACCGGAGGUGGCUGGAUCUCAGUCUCUGUCUCUCUCCUUUUUCUUUUACUGUAUCAGACAUUUGAUUGACAAAGUACGGGCCUUAAUUAGGAUCAAAUUUCUAUGUCUGUUGCUAUGGCCUUUAGUUAAAGUUACACAAAGUAGCCCAUUCUUGUCACUCUAUACAUAUGGGACAUAUGUAAUAUAUAAAUAUAUAAAUAUAUAUAAAGCAUUAACCUCUGCCCCCUUGGUUUAGGAUGAAGGCCUUUCUGUUGAGUGGAAAUGCACCUUAGCUUGGUGCUGCCAGCAGCCUGCAGGCCCCAGCCCUGUUGAGAUGAACACAUUUGACAAUAAAGGAAUGAGUAUCAUUUUGUGGAGUCG
Mus caroli (Ryukyu mouse) is the source of this 6554-nucleotide messenger RNA. It is a transcript of the gene Kif3c, whose product is annotated as kinesin family member 3C. Lineage: Eukaryota; Metazoa; Chordata; Mammalia; Rodentia; Muridae. Gene Ontology annotation, biological process: microtubule-based movement; mitotic cell cycle. The record is from RefSeq and is a predicted model, not a curated record. Gene Ontology annotation, cellular component: microtubule. Gene Ontology annotation, molecular function: microtubule motor activity; ATP binding; microtubule binding.